Molecule: messenger RNA, 2528 nt
Organism: Micropterus dolomieu (smallmouth bass)
Lineage: Eukaryota; Metazoa; Chordata; Actinopteri; Centrarchiformes; Centrarchidae
Exons: 3
Coding region: 97-1974 (625 amino acids)
Molecular function (GO): GTP binding
Source: RefSeq, a predicted model, not a curated record
AUAAGAAACUUCACCAAGACCUGUCAGACGUGGCCUUCUGCACAGAAACACCAUCGAUAUUAAACAGACAAGGUGGUCGCUGGAUCUGUUUCUGCUAUGAUCCCUGACAGCAUGCCCGGUGCCGAGCAAGAGGAUCCAGUGGAACAGCCGUUGAGGAUCAUGUUUCUUGGAAAGAGUGGGGUGGGCAAGAGCUCGAGUGGAAACACCAUCUUCGGGCGACAUGUGUUCAGUUCAGAAAUGACGCUGGCUAGAGUCACCAGACACUGUGAAAAGAAGGUUGGGACGGUCAAGGAUGUGCCGGUCGAUAUAACUGGGAAAGUCAUGGAUGUGCCUGUCGCCGUGAUCGACACACCCGGCUUUUUUGAGACUGACCGCAACAAGGAGGAAAUUGAGCGAGAGAUUCUGAAGUGUGUCAAACUCCAAGAACCAGGACCUCAUGCCUUCGUGUAUGUUAUCUCUGUCGGAAGGAUGACUCAGGAAGAUCAAAAUACCAACGCAGUGAUCGAAGCAAAGUUUGGCCCGAGAGUGUGGGACUACACCAUUGUCCUGUUCACCCAUGGGGAUCGUUUGGAGGGAAAAACAAUAAACGACAUCGUCACUGUCAGUGACGACAACCUCCGCAACUUCAUCCGCAAGUGCAGCGGCGGGUUCCACGUCUUCAACAACAAGGACCCGGAGGACCAGGUCCAGGUGACCAGCUUCAUAGCAAAGAUCCAGACCCUGGUGGCCCUGAAUGGAGGGGGCCAUUACCACACAGCCCUGUAUCCUGAAGAGGAGAGGAAGAUUAGGAAGAGACAGGAGAGCAUCCUGGCAGAGAGAGAUAAGGAGAUCAGCAGCAAGGAGAGAGCGCUGCAGGAGCGUCACCAGGGAGAAGAGCUGGAGGAGAAGAAGAUGGAGCUGUGGAGGAAAGAGGAGUUCAACUCAAGACUGGCUGCAGAGAAGGAGAUCAGGAGGUUCUCGAACAUGUGGAAUAUUUUUAGAUACAUCCUAAUCCUGGGAGGCAUAGCACUGGCACUGAUACCAGUCCUCUGUCCUGAGACUACCACAACCUACCACAAUAAUGAGGAGCUCAGGAUUGUGAUGGUGGGGAAGACUGGUGUUGGGAAAAGCGCCACAGGAAACACCAUUCUGGGAAACCAGAGCUUUAAAUCAGACGUAUCAGCUGAAUCUUUGACAACACACUGUGCUAAGGCCUUUGGUGAGGUUGAUGGACAAAAGGUUGCUGUUAUCGACACUCCAGGUCUGUUUGACACCAGGAUUGAUGAAGAGAAAACAAUUAAAGAUAUUGCUCAGAGCAUUUCUUAUUCUUCUCCUGGACCCCAUGUCUUCCUUGUCGUCAUCAGACUGGGCAGAUUCACAGAAGAAGAACAGAAGACAGUGCAGACGAUUCAAGAAAUCUUUGGAGAGGGAGCAGACAAAUACAGCAUGGUUCUCUUUACCCAUGGCGAUCUGCUCAAAGGGAAACCUAUUGAGGAGUUCCUGCUGGGCAGCAAAGAACUGCAGGAACUUGUGGCCAAAUGUUACGGCCAGUACCAUGUCUUCAAUAAUGACAUGAAGGAUCGUACUCAGGUCAGGCAGCUGCUCAACAAGAUCAGAAAUAUAACAGAGAAGAACGGUGGAAGCUAUUACACCACUGAAAUGUUCCAGAAAGCAGAAAAGGCCAUAGAAGAGAGGAAACAACAAAUCCUCAAAGAGAAAGAAGAGCAAAUACGCAAAGAGGAGGAGGAAAUAAACAAGAAAUUAAGCGAAAAGUUUGAGAAACUAAUGAUAGAGGUGAAAGCUGCCAGUGAGAGGGAGAAAUUAAGGGAAGUUCGUGAAAGAGAAAUUGAGGCGGAAAAAAAAAAACUCAAAGAAAGGCAUGACCGAGAGGCUAGAAUGGAAGCUGAGAACAGCACUCCAAUAUACAACCUGUUAACUUCUGUAAUUAAUGGUAUUAAAAUAAUUAAAAAAGUAGUGGAUCUUUUCUUGAAAUAAACUCUUUGAUUUUGUGAUACUGGGCUGCAGCAGAUUAACUAGCUGCUGUGACUUCAUGAUAUUUACAUUCCAGUUUUUGGUUUUCUCAGUGGGCCUGAUUUGUAAUAAUAGCAGUUACUUAGUGCAUUCUUUAUUACAUAUUUGCAUUUAAUCUUGAAUUCUGGAUAUUGGAUUUAAUGGAUUUCUACAUCUGUUAUUGAUACUUCCAUAGUUGCACUAUUUGAUAUAUCAUAUGCCUUUUAUAUUUUUGCACUCUUUUUUUUUUCAGGCAACAGCUGCACAACAAUAAUCCCCAAGAUAAAAUUACUCUUAUCGCUUAUCUUAUUUUGUAAUAGUAAGUCUGACAAGAAUUGUAACUGGGAAAAGAUCAUUAUGUGGCCUACUGGAAAUUUGAAAGAUGUCAUUGUUUUAGUUUUAAAUUGUAUAUCAUUUCUGUUUUCAUUGUUUGACUUGAUUUUCUUGAUAAUGAUUUACCUAAUAAAAGUUUUGUUUUGUUUUGUUUUGUUUGAUGUCACUUCAUGACAAAUAAACCAAACGAAUGUCACAGGUGUUAA